This is a messenger RNA of Vollenhovia emeryi, 2395 nucleotides long. RefSeq lists its product as uncharacterized. NCBI's taxonomy places the organism in Eukaryota, Metazoa, Arthropoda, Insecta, Hymenoptera, Formicidae. Gene Ontology annotation, biological process: proteolysis. The transcript has 13 exons. Gene Ontology annotation, molecular function: serine-type endopeptidase activity. The record is from RefSeq and is a predicted model, not a curated record. The coding region runs from base 199 to 2385 and encodes 728 amino acids.
AGCUUCUUUGUAAAAUUCACGAAGGUGGAAAGAACGGUAACGGAGGACGAAAUCGUGGCCGAAUGUUCGUACGGGCUCAAUAUAAUGCAUGUCAGUCGUGGAAUCCAGCGAAACGCGUGGUGUGCGGUGCUCCAUCGAUGAAAGGAAGAACGUGAUUUGAAACGAUAUUUGUGCAUUUCGUGAACACCAAAUGGAAAAAUGCCUUUAUUCAUGUCUUGCAUUAAGCUAUCGAUCCUGAUCUUGAUCAUGAUAUUUUUUAUAUCAAUACCAAUUGAAGGCCAUAGACUUCAUCGAGACAUAAAAAUGGCUCCAGUUACUUCUAUUGAAAAUUUUUUAAAUAAUUCGCAAAUUCGUACUGGAAGGUUUUUAUUCGAUGAAUUAUUCGGUAUCGAUGUUAUCGAUAGUAAUGAUUCAGACGAAGGAAAGCUAAGAAAUUGCACGUGCGAAUGCGGUUUAUCUAAUCAAGAAAAUCGAAUAGUGGGUGGACGUCCUACGGUACCGAAUAAGUAUCCCUGGGUCGCGAGGCUGGUAUACGAUAGUCGUUUCCACUGUGGUGCUAGUCUGCUUAACAACGAUUACGUAAUUACCGCCGCACAUUGUGUACGGAAUUUGAAGCGAUCGAAAAUUCGAGUGGUACUUGGUGACUACGAUCAAUUCGUAAAUACCGAUGGAACUCCUGUUAUGAGAGCAGUGAGUGUUGUAAUACGUCAUAGGAAUUUCGACAUAAAUUCCUACAAUCACGAUGUAGCCUUAUUAAAAUUACGCAAGUCCGUCAAAUUUUCGAAGAAGGUUCGACCAAUUUGUUUACCUCAACCAGGAACCGAUCCUGCCGGAAAAGAAGGGACAGUAGUAGGCUGGGGCCGUACUUCGGAGGGAGGCAUGUUAGCUGGAAAAGUGCAUGAGGUGCAAGUUCCCAUAUAUAGCUUGGCGCAAUGCCGAAAAAUGAAAUAUCGAGCAAAUCGAAUUACCGAAAAUAUGAUUUGCGCCGGUCGAGGUAGCCAGGACUCUUGUCAAGGGGACAGUGGCGGCCCUCUUCUCGUUCAAGACACUGAUAAGCUUGAAAUAGCAGGUAUAGUAUCAUGGGGUGUGGGGUGCGGCAGGCAGGGCUACCCUGGAGUUUAUACCAGAGUGGCCCGAUAUCUCAAAUGGAUCCACGCAAACAUGAAGGAAGGCUGUUUAUGCCAACAGUUUAUAGAGACACAUAUGACAAUAUCGAAACAACUCUCUGGGUACCGGCCGGCUGGCUGCGCCCGCCUUCCCUUCCGGAAUAGCAAUUACCUCUUCGACCUCUCAGUCCUCCAUAGUCGGCGUAGGACGCCGGUGAUAGUCGUUCUCAGUCAGGGACAUGUCCAUGACUCGUUCCUGACGGUGCCCGUGUGGCAACUCUCUCACUCAAAUAUCCACAAAGACAUAAUCAAAGUUAGGAGUGUAUUAUUGGUGCAACAAGUUACUAGGUCGCAAAACAUGAAGCCUUUGUGUCACUUAAUUUUAUUAUUCAUUCUACUUUCGAUAACAAAAAAAUGUCAGGCCGGGACAUUCAAUGACAAAAUGAAAAAUUUUUUUGGACUUUUUGGUAAUAAGCCACCUUACUCCAGCGAUACACCUGCGCCCUGCUACUGUAGUUGUGGUUUGCGGAACGAAGAAAGUCGCAUAGUUGGAGGUCAAACGACGAGUAUGAAUGAGUUUCCAUGGAUGGCUAGAUUAUCGUAUCUAAACAAGUUUUAUUGCGGAGGUACACUUAUAAACGAUCGCUACGUUCUCACAGCCGCACAUUGUGUGAAGGGUAUUAUUUUCAGAUUCAUGUGGUUCAUGAUCAAGGUUACUUUCGGGGAGCAUGAUAGAUGUAUCGAGAAAGGACCGGAAACUAGAUACGUGGUACGUGUUCUAACCGGUGAUUUCAGUUUCCUGAAUUUCGAAAAUGAUAUUGCUCUUCUUCGCCUCAAUGAAAGGGUACCAUUGAGCGAUACAAUACGGCCGAUAUGCUUACCGACAACAUUGGAUAACGAGUACGUGGGAGUUAAGGCAAUCGUGUCAGGUUGGGGUACACUGAAGGAGGAUGGCAAACCAUCCUGUAUUCUCCAGGAAGUCGAAGUUCCAGUCAUGAGUCUUCAGACUUGUCGUAAUACCAGCUACAGUCCCCGAAUGAUUUCAGACAACAUGCUAUGCGCGGGCUAUCUUGAAGGGCAAAAGGAUUCAUGUCAAGGGGACAGUGGUGGACCGCUGAUAACGGAGCGCGAAGAUAAAAAGUACGAACUCAUUGGUGUGGUGUCUUGGGGUAACGGAUGCGCAAGACCUGGGUACCCAGGUGUAUAUACAAGAGUUACACGGUAUAUGGACUGGAUUUUAAACAAUUCAAAAGACGGCUGUUUCUGUGAGAAUAAUUAAUUAUGGUUAU